Molecule: messenger RNA, 219 nt
Organism: Fulvia fulva
Lineage: Eukaryota; Fungi; Ascomycota; Dothideomycetes; Mycosphaerellales; Mycosphaerellaceae
Exons: 1
Coding region: 1-219 (72 amino acids)
Source: RefSeq, a predicted model, not a curated record
AUGCACACUGCUACUAUCGACCUCAUCAAAUUGGAAGGAGCACAUGUCAUCGUGUCGCAAGGCAACUAUGAUCAAGCCGUCGAUGAGACAUGGAAACUUGCCAACCUCGAUGGUGGUCUCCUGAUACAGGACUUUGCCUUUGGCGACUACAAAGAGAUACCUCAGUGGAUCGUCGAAGGCUAUCAGACCAUGAUGCAAGAGAUCGAUGAGCAGGUCUAA